Cajanus cajan (pigeon pea) is the source of this 1261-nucleotide messenger RNA. RefSeq lists its product as uncharacterized. The record is from RefSeq and is a predicted model, not a curated record. Lineage: Eukaryota; Viridiplantae; Streptophyta; Magnoliopsida; Fabales; Fabaceae.
AGCAACAUCUUAAAAUUUGCUACAAAUAAAGGUUCUUUCCACGUUUGCAUCUAUCCAAAAGUGCUUUAAAUAGGCAUCAAAAUCAUCAAAUUGCAUAUACAGUUCCUCCCUUGUUCUCACUCCUUCACCACUACCCUCUCACUCUUUGGUACCCUUGUGCGUGUUUGUUUCCUAAUUGCUCUCAACCAUGUUGGAUUCUGUGUUGGAGUUCAUCACUCAAGCUGCUUCCAGCUCAGCAUUCAUUUUCUGCUUCUGCAAUUUGAUCAUAGUCAUCAUCCUAGUGGACUUGAAGCCUAGCCUCAGCAUUCAUCAAGAAAGUGAAAUCCCUCUUUCAAAGGGUGCAAAUCAGAAACAAGGAUCAAACUCCAAGCCCCUAGUGGAGAAAGACACAACAUCAUUGCCACAAGAAGUAGAAGUGUCACAUGAUCAGGAAGCCGAAGCAGAUGAAAGCAUUGAAAUUGAAGGGAAUGAUGAUUGCAGCAAUGAAGAAGAGGAAAAAGUGGAAGGUGGUGAUAAAGUCAACAACAACUAUGACGAUGACGACGACAAUAACGAUAAUGAUGAUGAACUGAAGAGAAGAGUGGAAGAAUUUAUAGAGAAAGUUAACAAAGGGUGGAAGGAAGAAUUGUUGAGCACAUCAAGCAUGGUAUAGGACUCACGUAAUAAGGAAAGUUAGGCCUUAACUUUGGGUUAUUAAACAUGUGAGAGCUUGUGUUAAAUUUUGUUGUGUUAUGCCAUUGAAGAAAAUAACUUAGAAAUAGUUGUUUAUAUGUGCAUACAUAAUUUCUCUGGUUCGGACCAGAAAUCAAUCCCUCAUGUCAACCAAAGUACUUUUGGUAAAUGUUAAACCAGAAAAUGAAAGUUGAGUGAGUGAGUGAGUUGCCAUGGAAGAAAGAAGAUAAAAAUUUUCCAUGAAGAACUUUAUUCUUGCACAUGUCACAAGGAUAAGGGGAAAAAGUGAUGUGCAUAAAGAGCAUGCUUGGAAGAAGCAUAUGAAGGGAUUCCUUUCUUUUUUUCUUUUUUAUUUCUUUUCUUGUAAAAAGAAACAUUUUGUGGGAAUUUCUUUAUUGCUACAUAUUCCUUUUCUUUUUCCUGAUAUUGGAUGCACCAGCCACGAAGGGACCUCUAAUUUCUUUCUGGUAAUUUGGAUGAAACAUAGCAAAAAGGUUGUGGCAAAAUUGUUGAUAGGCAAAUUUCAUGGCUUCGGGGUACUAUAAAUGUAUCUUUGUGUUAUAAAGUCUACCAAUAAUUGAUUUUUUUU